This is a messenger RNA of Sorex araneus (European shrew), 528 nucleotides long. RefSeq names its product gamma-crystallin C. Gene Ontology annotation, biological process: lens development in camera-type eye; visual perception. Lineage: Eukaryota; Metazoa; Chordata; Mammalia; Eulipotyphla; Soricidae. Bases 1 to 528 code for a protein of 175 amino acids. The record is from RefSeq and is a predicted model, not a curated record. The transcript is spliced from 3 exons. Gene Ontology annotation, molecular function: structural constituent of eye lens.
AUGGGGAAGAUCACCUUCUAUGAGGACCGCGCCUUCCAAGGGCGCCGCUACGAGUGCAGCAGUGACCACCCCAACCUGCAGUCCUACUUCAGCCGCUGCAACUCCAUCCGCGUGGACAGCGGCUGCUGGAUGCUCUACGAGCGCCCCAACUACCAGGGCCACCAGUACUUCCUGCGGCGCGGGGACUACCCCGACUUCCAGCAGUGGAUGGGCCUCAGCGACUCCAUCCGCUCCUGCCGCCUGAUCCCCCAUCAGACAAGCAGCCACCGCCUGAGGCUGUACGAGAGAGAGGACCACAAGGGCCUGAUGAUGGAGCUGAGCGAGGACUGCUCCUCCCUCCAGGACCGUUUCCACCUCAGUGAGGUCCACUCCCUCCAUGUGCUUGAAGGCUACUGGGUCCUCUAUGAGAUGCCCAAUUACCAGGGUCGGCAGUACCUGCUGAGUCCCCAAGAGUACCGGAAGUACCACGACUGGGGGGCCAUGGAUGCGAGGGCGGGCUCUUUGCGGAGAGUGACGGAUUUGUACUAA